Molecule: messenger RNA, 9051 nt
Organism: Stylophora pistillata
Lineage: Eukaryota; Metazoa; Cnidaria; Anthozoa; Scleractinia; Pocilloporidae
Biological process (GO): multicellular organism development
Molecular function (GO): protein binding
Source: RefSeq, a predicted model, not a curated record
GGGGGGGCUUCAUAAAAUUGUGCAACCAUUUCAAAGGGACCAUGUACUUUUGUGCAUUUCAAUUUCCGUUCCACAAAAAAGAAAACACUGAAGGAAUCAACAACAAAUCAAAUAUGAUUUAUUAUCAAAACAACUGAUGGCAUAACAAACCAACAUAACAUGGUGUAUAGCAGUCCUUUCGCAUUGGAAAGAAAGUUCAUGUAUUACCCAGUGUUACUCAGUAUCACUGUACUCUGAUUCACAGUUUGAAGAGCUGAUGGAGGGCAAGUACUCUUUAAAUAGUGUACAAACUUGAUCACUUAUAAGCCCUCUUUCCAUCAUUUGCUUUAGCCGGUAAACUUGUGUCCCUUUCAAGGAUAAUGGAGCAGCCACUUUGACUUCCUGAACUGGAAUCUCACCAUCAGACAGUAGUUUGGAGAUUAAACCAAAAUUCUCUUCUUGUCCAGCUUUUCUCUUCUGUUCCUUUCUCUUAUUUUCGCUAUUUGCUUUGAAUAGCUCGACUGACUGUUAUAUCGGGAACAUGUCAAAGUUUUGAGCAGCGAUGUCCGAUCAAGGUGAAGUCUUUCGCGAUGAUACUCUCCCGGUCGUGGUAAAUUUCUCACUUAACGAGCUCCAAGAUAACCAUGACGGUGUUUACUCUUGGCGAGCUCCAUCUGGUAUGACUGAGUCUUAUUUUGUUGACUUCUUAACCGAAGUCGUAAAUGAAAUCGUCUUCACUGAAGUCUCCAAGAAGGAAACGGGCCGAUUUCUUGAUCUCCUCUUUCCCACUCCGGCAUUACUUCCAAUGUUACAAAAACUGAAUCAAACACGCAUAAAAUUGUUCAAAAGAAAUGACGAGGACACCACAUCUAUAUUACGCGAAAGCCUCGCUGGCUUCGAAUGCAUCAUCGUUCCUUACCCAUCCCAUGGAAACAUCGUAAGCGUCGAACUGGAAAUGAACAACGAAACAGAUCCUACCGGGGAGAUGCGAAGAAAAAUCAACCAAAUUCUUCGGAGUGAAGCAAUCUCUUAUGGAGAUAGUGAUGAAGAAGAUGAGAAGGAGGAAAGCCAAGAUAUUUAUCUGGGAGAAAUGUACUCUUCAGAUGAAGAUGAAGAAGUUGAGCGGGAAGUUCAAGCAAGUCCAGACAAGCCUUGCUAUUUACCUUCCCAAAUAGAAAUGGCAGCGAUUUUAAAGGAACGGAUCGAAGCCAUUAUGUCCCAUUACCACAACAUUUCAAGACUAAAGGAGUUUUUCAACGAUAUUGACUUCGUAGUGUACACAGCCCGGUACAGAAUGCUAAGCGAUCAGACAGAGAAGAGCAUUUGCCAUCCUGACGCUGGCGUACUUUCAAAAGAAGAACUCGAAUUACGAAAAUGUGACCGAGAGGGAAAGAAACGGAUGUUCAUGUACGUUCGCAGUGCAGAGAGGGAUACUCAUUUUGAAGUUCUGAAACGAGAUGUUCAGGAUAAACCCCAAACACUCUUUGUCAUUGUAGCAGACGAAUGCCACUGGGGAAUAACCAAAGACAAAGAGAGGAAACCCUCUGCCCACAAUCUUUUCAUCAAUGAAUGGUGCAAAGAGAACCAACACCAAAAUGUUAUUGUUCUACAAAUCUCAGCGACACCCUAUAACCUCCUGACACAGAACUCUCGUCUUCCUCUAGUUCCGUGCGUCAUUCUCAAGGACGAUGUCUCCCCAACCAAACGAGCGGGCGAUCUCGUGGUCCUCAAGCAAGAAGUUGACAUGGAACAAUUUGGGAAAAGCUCAAAGAAACUUGAACUUCACGUUGUCCACUGGUCAGAAGUUGAACUUAAAAACUUUGAGAGAGGGAUGCGAAUGAAACUGAAGUCAGCUUUGUACAUUGACUCUUCUCCGUACAAGUAUCUUCAAGUUUCUACCGAGGGAAACCUAGUUGCUACAUCUAUACCAGACGAGGCAACGGAAUUCAUCAUACAAGGCAGUCACGGCAUGGUGACUAUCAAAGCAGGAAGAGCAGGACGCUUGUUGACUGUCACCACGGAUACCCAUGGAAACUUAGAAGCCAAAAGUGAUCCUCCAACGCCAACAGAAUUUGAGGUUAAGAUGGAUUUUGGAGUUGGAAUUGUCGCAUUUCGAUCCUGUGAAGGACAAGAUCGCUACAUUUCUGUUGACCAAAAUAACCAAGUCAGUUUGCAAGCCGCGAAAAUCGAGCGAAAAUGUGGUGUCUCUAUUAUGAAACCAAUACAUGACCUGGCGAAGGUUUCUUUCCAAUUCUACGCUGAUCAGUCCGCACCAAUGGAGGUCAAAACGGUUGGGAAGCAGUACAUUAGUUUGAACUACUAUCUCAGCACCAUAGACAGUCCCAACAAGAAAGACCAGAAAAUACGAGAGGACGAGACCUUCCAAAACAUCGUUGAUAAAGCUAAGAGAGUGAGGAGAAUGUCACAGUCAGAUUCGACUUCUUUUCCGAUUGAUGCCUUACUUUGUGCUGAUUACUGCUACCACAUUAUACUUUCAAGCGUUUUUAACAGUGGUGACAAGAUAUGCAAAGCACUGACUCUUGAAGUCAAUGAAUCACCCACUACUGAAUUCCACAGUCGUCUCGCGGUGUACAAGAUGAACCUCAAAGCAGCAGACGUGGAAAGAUACAUCCACCCAGAGGCUUUCGAGCUGAUUCAAAGAAAUAUAUGCGACAGAGUGACACAACAGUUCAAAGAAGACUUGAGGAAUGUGGAGAAGUUGCAGAAACAAAGGGCAUCGGACUUUACUGAAUUGCAGACAUCGAAGGAGCAACUGGCCUUCUCAAUAGUUGAGUGCAUAAUGCAUCUUCCUCCCCAAGAAUUCGAGCAACUCAAACACGACACUCCCCUAUUUGAAGACAUUAAACAACAAUUGCAAGCAAACGGCUGUGAGGUAAUGGUUCAAAUAUGGCGCGGUCUAGUACAAGAACAAGAAACAAGUUCCUUAGUGGAAGAUCUGAUCCAAAGCGGGAAGGGAGAUCUGGGAAAGAUGAAAAUUGUACGAGCAAAGACAAUGAAAACUGCUGAUCAAUUUUAUUACACAGUUCGGUUAGCGCGAGAAGUGUCGGGUCUCAAAGAACACUUUGAAGUCAUUAGAGACUAUGGAGGUAUUCAGAUUGAGAACCAGCUCAUGAAAUCGUCAAGUCCGUUCUUUAAAAAGCUUCAACCAAAAAUUUGCACCUACAAGUUUGAUUGUCGUUGCAGUGAGUUAGAACUACAACCUAGAUAUAAAACGUGUUCCAACUGUCAUCACGUGCACAAGUCCAUAACGCAGUAUGAGGACCUGGAAAACCUGGCAUGCAUACUCAUUCUGGUCGAUAAAGGUCGCAUGGGAGACACAUUUCCCCAGAGCUUUGACUGUCUUGACUUGCGACUUAGCUACGACAGCAGUCAAGAGUUUAAAGAGGGCUCAGCAGUGUAUCUUUCAAGUCUUAUUCAAGAGCUUGGAAGAAUGUGCCGUUAUGCAAAUGUUUCUUCUAGCGUGAUUCCUUAUGUAUUGAUUGGUCGACAGCUAUUCAAGAGACUCCAGAUGUCAUUGACGACAUCUCCGUCAAUGAGUGCAACUUCUUGUAGUAAAGCAGACCGAUAUAUGACAAAGACACGCACAAUCAAAGACGCACAGUCAUCGGCAUUGCGAUGGCUAAAUUAUGAAGCGCAUAAAGACAGCUACGAUUAUGGAAACGUACAAACGCACUGCAACAGAAUCCUUCUGCAAGCCGAACCUCAGAUUGGCAAGACGGGAACGUACUUGUGCCUGCUAAGAGAAUUACGACUAGAUAUUCUGGGAAAGGAAAAUGUUUUUCUCGCUUCACCGAGUGCAUUUGACGAAGGUUCCUUUUACCAAUGGAAGGAAAGAGAUAAUCCUGACGAGUCGGUAAUCGGAAAUAUGGAUGAAGGCGAAGACUGGCAAUUUCCGUACUGGAAGACAAUCGAGACUUCCCCAAGCCUAUGCGGAAAACCGGUUGGGACGGGAAAGUAUUCAAUAGCAGGUUGCUUCUACGCUCAUGACGUGGAGGAAGAUCCAUUCACUCUUCUGAAAGGGAACGAGCGGAAACUAAUCAAGACCGGUCAUCAAAAUCUUAAGACUGAUGAUUGUUCAAAUGGCCUUCGUGCUUGGCAUUGGUACCAUUUUGAGAAAUGUGCUGAGUGUGGAAGACUUCUGCAGGGCAGAGAAUCUAUCCUGGAAAAUGUGGAGGUAAACAUUGAUGGGAUACCAGUCACUGUUACCUGCUCCUUGCCAAGUAAUUGUCCGUCAUUCACUCAACUUAAAGAAAAAUCCUCGAGUGGCGAAUCCCUAGAGGAUAGUCUUACUUUGGCGUACUGGAUAUUUCAUCCUUCACACAGAGAUGAUCCUAGGAAGUGCACUUUGAAUUACCACCAUGUAAUGCAAGAAAACGGACGCGUUGCCAAUUACGUCCAAGUUGUCGUUGUUCGAAAGGAAAAGUUCGAGGAUUACAGAUCUACCUGGGGAAAGGUGCUCGUCAUUCUCCAACUUCCAAAUGAACUACCCAGUUGCGACCUAGGACCGGAAGAGGGAGGAAUUGGUUAUGCCAGACUUUUUAUUCAAAAGAUUGCAUUUUCUCUUAGGCUUGAAUACAUCUUCAUGAUUGAUGACAAUGUGGCCAUGAUGUUAGAGGCAGAAUUUACAAUUGAUGACAUGUCUGGAAAAGAAAGAAAAGUCCUAAGAGAUGACAAUGGGGUAAUGAAAAUGGCGUGCUGCACAUUCCUAAGGCCUUUGACAAGUCUUCAAAAAAUCGCACGAGGAAAGGAAAUUCCACCCAUGGCGGACGAGAAAUACGAACCUCAUCCUUUAAAAGACGUCUUUGAAGCACAGGGUUUUCCAUUGUAUACCUACUCCGGCCCUGCAAAGUUGUUUCGCGACAAGCAGCAUGGGAGCUAUGGUAUUCUUGGUCUAAUGAGAAGUAUCCCAAAAGCUGUGAGUCCUUUCGUAAAGACCCAAGUGUACGCCGCAUUCUUGCUUAAUGUUAGAAGUACUGUGGAAAAAGGCGUCUUUUACCGUCCAUGGCCCUGCUGGGAAGACCUGCGCUUCAACGAUGAUUGUGAUAAAGUGGGUCUAUUUGUUAUCAAAUGCAACCGUUACUCUUUUUUCAAAGUUCAAUACAAAGAUUGGGUUGAGAACCUCGUCCUGCCACAAGUCUUUCCCUGGGAUGAGAAAUGUUCCAUUGUAGAAAGACCAGUUGAAAGCGAGCUACCAGAAGCCUUGGAACAGAAAAUUAUCGUAGAACACCUUAGCAGCUUUGUGAAUACCAGUGGUUCUGAUAAGUGCUUCAAGGAGAGAGUUGAAUACGAUCGACUGGUGGAUAAGGAAGCAGAAAAUUCUCCCCUUCGUAUCCUUGAGCAACUUGAUUUGAGCGUUGUUACAGAAGAAGAUUUCACCAAGGGGGUAUCUUUCCUUGUUCUCUCCUACUUUCCAGAAAAUCGGAGAAGAGAUACUUUAGAUGUCCUUGAUUCAAAUUUCUGUCGCACAAAGAAGAAAAUUGUGUUCGUUGCAAGUGUGAAGGAAGCAGACAAACGAUGGCCUCAAAUGACUGUACAAACCAUAUCAACCAGGUAUGGUAUUUGUCAUAACGAUGAGAUGACUGAAAGAAAGGCGCAAUUUGCCAUUUUUUCUGCGGCCGACCCAAAGAGGCACCGUUUGCGUUGGAUUUUGAUCGAAGCAUCCUUCUCGCAUAUUGAUCACAAAUUUGAGAUAGAGGUAGACACAAGUGAUAUUCAGGCUUUUGAAAAUAAACUUGAAAACAGCAGAAAUGCGCUAACUUUAGAGGAAAGUACCUCAUCUAAUCAGCAAAAUGCACGCAUAACGACAAAAGGAGCAAAGAGAUCGCAUCAGGAAUACUCCAAUGACUGCCAAACAAUCAAAAGGCAAAAAAUUGCAGAAGAAUGUCCGAGACAACGUGAAAACCAAGAAGACGAGACGAUGUCGGCAGAUGAAAUAGUGGUUAGAAAAGAGGGAGAAAGUAGAAGUAAAUCUCCCUAUCUGGUGAGAGAAGAAGACGGUUCAGCUUUAUUUGACGGAGAAGGAACUGCUGAAGUCGAAAAUGUCUCUGACACAAGUAUCAUGAUAAGCGAAACCACGCAGGUUCAAGGGAGUACCCAAGACGACAGAUGUAACUAUCGCAAGUGUUUUGAAGGCACCAAUGACGUCACAAAAGCUAUUGUCGAUCUUUGGAUGGAAUACAAGAAAAUUCCGGGCAGCACUCAAAAGCUGAAGCAGGAAUCAGGAACGAGCGAUCUUACAAUGGAUUAUGUAAAGAGCAAACUUGCCCAAUUUACUCUCAGCCAGCUUGAAGAAAGGGAUGAGAGCGGCUACAAUGCGCUCUUGAAGGCCUGUUCUCUACCAUCUAUGAGUACCCACCUAAUGCAGUAUCUCAUAAAUGACGCAAAAGUAGAUAUCAACUCUCAGUUACCUCCCACCUUUGGCAGACUCCACCCAACAAGCGAAGAGUUGAUUCCGGGAAUGUCUGCCUUGUCAGUGGCUAUUAGAUGUGGAAGAAAAGUCAAAACGGUUCAAACUUUCAAAAGCAGAGGAAAAGAAAUUUCGUUAGAAACUUCUGACGAGGAGGGAAACACUGCUCUUCACCAUUGUGUUCUAUCCUGUUCUAAAGUUGCCUUUCGGAAGCUAUUCCCUCUAUAUAGGUCCAAGAAGUGGAAAAAGAUGGUCAACGGUGAGGGAAAGAGCCCUUUAGAUAUUGCCAAGAAGAUGAAAUCGAGUGGUUUGAGCAAAGUAAAGCAACAGUCCAUUUCAUUCAUGCUCAAGGAAAUGAAGAGCAAAAAGAAUUCUGCUGAUCAACUUAAACGCGUCCAAAAAAAACUAUCUCUAAAUGAUGGCUCUCUCGAAGGAAAGCCAGCCAACAACAAUCAGGAUGAUCGAGUUAAAGCGUUAAAUGAAGAACAGCAAUGGUCCACGCAAAUAAAGCGUCAAAAAAUCGGCGACAGUUACGGCCAGCAUGCAGACCAGAUUCCCACUAUUAGCUCUGGCAAAGCUGCAGAUGGAGGCGUUGCCCUUGAUGAUGACUCUAACCAUAGCAACGUAAGCGUAAAGCACGAUACAUCGGAGAAAAAAGCUAAAUCAGUCCAAUCUUUAGAUGUCGCCGCGCAUUUGGAUGGUACCAACCGUAUCACUGGGAUUAUCGUGGAUUUAUGGAGGGAAUAUAAAGAAAUUCAAGCGCAAGUUGAGAAAAAGGGCAGAAGCGACCUAACCAUGGAGGAAAUUGAGAACAAGCUCACGUGUUUUACAAAUGAUUAUCUGGAGGCAGCAGACGAAAGAGGCUACAAUGCACUUCUUAAAGCCUGUUCCUUGCCUUAUAUGAGUCCUCAUGUAAUGCAAUACCUUAUCACUACUAGAAAGGUUGACCUCAAUUGUCAGCUUCCUUCUGAUUUUGAUGUGACUCACCCAACAGCUAAGGGAUUGGUGCCAAGAAUGUCCUCUUUGUCCGUGGCAAUCAGAAAAGGAAAUGUAAAAUCAGUCUCCACGUUUAUGAAUAGGUCAACGUGGAUUAAAGUCAGAAGUGUUGACGAUAAUGGGAACACUGCUCUGCAUCAUUGUGUGAUUUCGAUUUAUAAGACUGCCUUCGAUAAAAUUUUCCCCCUUUUCAAGCCGUUGGAAUGGCAAGAGAUGCGUAAUAAAGCAGGAAAGAAUCCUUUGGACAUUUGCAUCGAAAAGGAAGAGGAACUAGGAAGACAAAAAAGAGUAAAGAAAAAAGCCCUAGAAAAGGUCAGAGACAUGCGCAAGGAAAUGGAGGAGGUUUCAGCAUAGAGUUUACGAACAUGAGCAUCCAAGCCAGUGGUGAACCACACCUUACCCUUCCCGAUUUCUCCAAGUGUUAACUGGAUCGAACACAGCAUUUAUCUGGCAUCCAAGCGAGACUGAAUAAGGUUCCUAUAGGGUAAUUUUCAACUAAGUUUCGAAAAUAAUCCUCUCUUCCAUUGGUUUUUCUUUACUUCACUAUUUGAUUUGUCCUGAAAACUGUCACCAUCCUCUCAAACAAUCAAAGUGGAAAGAGGACUCAUAGUCAGUUCUUGAUGUUUUACUUUGCUUUGAUUGCUGUUGCGGUUACUGUGAUUUUACGACACUGUUGAAAAGCACUCUGAUACUUUGUGAAGUUUUGGUACAACAACAGAAGUGCACAUCUACUUUUUAAUCGCCUCUUUAGAUGUAACUAGCCACUGACAAUUGCGUGCACUAAACUCUGUGGUUUUUUUGCAGUAGAAACGCUUCAAAGUACCGAUUAUGACAAAAAUCAAAUCUUUCAGUUCAAAAUGUAAUUUUGGAUUUUUAAAAGUUAACAGCGAUGCUUAUUACGGUUUGCUUGUUUAUAAACAUACGAAUAUACAGGACGGAAGUAAGGACAUAAUCUAUAUCUUUAACAUUUUGUAAUUUUUAGCUCUAAAAUGUUCUUUUAUUUUCAAGGAAUAUAAUCGCUCUCUUGCAUCAGUCAGCAAUAUUGACAGGUCGAGUAUAUGGAUCAAUUACGAGGCUAACAAUUCUUGUAUAUUUACAAAAUAUGUCCGUUCAUUUAAUUAAAAAAAUUAAUUACUAGCCAUCCCAACAUUGGAAUUUCUUGCUUGUUAUUGUUAUAAACAACUAGCCAGUUAUGGAAAUCAGACCUUUUCCAUAAAGAUAAGUUUUUUUCGGGCAAAAAAUAUGUUCCGGUAACGAAUCUUGACCGUUAAGAAUUUUAGUAUGUAUUUUAUAGGAAGAAAAGAAUAGAUUUGUAGUAACAAUCUUGACUCACUGAACUCCUUUUUAAGCUAUCAAUUUCAGUCGUUAACUUUUUAGGUAGUAUCGUCGCAUGUUUGAAAAAAUGCGAGUUAAUUAAAUAUUAACAUUUGUGAAAAUUUAGGAAUUUUCAAAUAUUAUAGUUUUAGCGUGUAUGUCGCAUGAGUGCAAAAGGGCACUUUUUCAUGGCAAUAAUCAGUUACGUUAUUACUGUUAUAUACUUUGAAAGCUUUUCAGGACUUCAAAGAGAUUUUCAUUAAUUUUUAAGCACUUUUCAAAGCAUAAAAGCUUUUAGAAGUUUUCAUAAAAUUGGAGAAAUGUUUAACGUUUGA